UAGGUUUCUAGAAGAUAGACCACCGUACCUUAAACCGUCAUCGACACGCUGCCUAGACAUCGGUGUCAGUCAGCUGCUAUCUCGAUUCGUGAAUUCAAUCAUUUUGUCGGAUGGUGUGGUGUUUGAGAAUCAUCUCUCGCUUCUCUCUCUUGAAACAAUACAUCCAACAACAACGUGAUAAGCGCUGCACAUCAGCCGUUAAAGGCCGGCCGCCCAAGACCCGGCAGCUGAGAGGUUCACAUUCAAAAGUUCGCUAAGCCAUGUGUGAAGGUGAUACCAGGGACCCGAUCAGCCAAUAGUGAUAAGAAAGAGUGAAACCGUUUCUUUCGCAUUUCCGCGUGCGUGUCGUGUCGUCUGAUUUGAGAUCAUAAAAAAAAAACAAACCGAUAUCGCGACACCAACUCGAACGACUCAGGCCAAAGCAAACAUCCAUACGACACGAUCGAUUGUGAGCGCUUCUACGUACCUUCUUUUUGAAUCAACAGAAACUCAAAAACGUCCUGCACAAGUACUUUACAAAUCCACCGCUGUUUCCCAGUGUCAAUUUUGUUGCUUUUUAUUUAAAUAGAUACUUAUAUAGGUAGCUCUAGUGUGUAUUUUACUACUUAGUACCUAGACCGAACGUAAGUCACUAACCUUAAACUGGCGCUUGGUGGCGUUUGAAGUAUUAAGGGAAUCGAUUAUCUAGCUACUUAAGUACACCGCCACCAGAAUGUCUAUGUGCGGUGCUCAAAUUGCCUUGAAGUCUUUCAAGAGAUUUCCACGCGUCAGAGUUUGGUCACUCGCCAAAAAUGCUUACUCAACUCAGGUAGAAUACAAACCCAUCCGAUCCGUACUGGUUGCGAAUCGUGGCGAGAUCGCCAUCCGUGUCUUCCGGGCAUGUAACGAGCUGGGCAUCCGGUCCGUGGCCGUGUAUUCGGAACAGGACAAAAUGCACAUGCAUCGCCAGAAGGCCGACGAAUCGUACCUCGUGGGCAAAGGCUUGGCCCCGGUCGAAGCCUAUCUCAGCAUUCCAGAAGUGAUUCGUGUAUGCAAGGAAAACGAUGUCGAUGCCGUGCAUCCGGGGUAAGUGGUC
Messenger RNA from Uranotaenia lowii, 1075 nucleotides. RefSeq names its product pyruvate carboxylase, mitochondrial-like. Gene Ontology annotation, cellular component: cytoplasm. NCBI's taxonomy places the organism in Eukaryota, Metazoa, Arthropoda, Insecta, Diptera, Culicidae. The coding region runs from base 713 to 1069 and encodes 118 amino acids. Gene Ontology annotation, biological process: gluconeogenesis; pyruvate metabolic process. Gene Ontology annotation, molecular function: pyruvate carboxylase activity; ATP binding. The record is from RefSeq and is a predicted model, not a curated record. The transcript is spliced from 3 exons.